Molecule: messenger RNA, 386 nt
Organism: Branchiostoma belcheri (Belcher's lancelet)
Lineage: Eukaryota; Metazoa; Chordata; Leptocardii; Amphioxiformes; Branchiostomatidae
Product: histone H4
Exons: 2
Coding region: 62-373 (103 amino acids)
Biological process (GO): nucleosome assembly
Cellular component (GO): nucleosome
Molecular function (GO): structural constituent of chromatin; protein heterodimerization activity; DNA binding
Source: RefSeq, a predicted model, not a curated record
UUCCACAUUCACCUAAGACCUCACCCGUCUCUCUUCUAUCGACGACGCAUCGUGAGCCGAAAUGUCUGGACGCGGCAAGGGAGGCAAGGGGCUGGGGAAGGGAGGCGCCAAGCGUCACCGUAAAGUUCUGCGCGACAACAUCCAGGGCAUCACCAAGCCCGCCAUCCGCCGCCUGGCCCGACGAGGUGGCGUGAAGAGAAUCUCGGGGCUCAUCUACGAGGAAACACGCGGUGUUUUAAAGGUGUUCCUGGAGAACGUGAUCCGCGACGCCGUCACCUACACCGAGCACGCCAAGCGGAAGACCGUCACCGCCAUGGACGUGGUAUACGCGCUCAAGAGACAAGGGCGCACGCUCUACGGCUUCGGCGGGUAGUACAGCAAAAUUU